Messenger RNA from Prunus armeniaca (apricot), 612 nucleotides. NCBI's taxonomy places the organism in Eukaryota, Viridiplantae, Streptophyta, Magnoliopsida, Rosales, Rosaceae. The record is from the annotation of a GenBank genome assembly.
AUGAUCAGCACGAUCAGCGGUGGCCCCACUCUGGCGGGACCCUCUAACCGUUCGAUGAAGCAGUAUGUGCGUGCCGCCCACUGCCCUCAGGUCUUCGGCAUAGAAGACGAUCGGUGCCGAAAGUUGCCGAAGGUGGGAUGGGAGCUCAUCACAUUUUGUGAAGAAGAGGAGGGGAUCAUCUACCCCCACGAUGACCCAAUGAUUAUUCGGGCCGAGAUCGCCGAUUACGAUGUGGGUCGGGUGCUGAUUGACACCGGAAGCUCGGUGAACGUAAUUUUUGCCAAUGCGUUCAAGGGACUGGAGAUUGCCGACAGCAUGGUCAAUCGGCAAAUCACGCCUCUCCUCAGUUUUUCUGGAGAUCUGGUCCAACCAGUCGGUAGCAUCAGUCUGCCCAUCGCCCCUAGGAAAACAAUGACCUACGACCAAUUCCUCAUUGUCGAUUGCCCAACGGCAUACAACGUCAUCAUAGGGCGAACGACACUCACCAGGGUCAAAGCCCACCUAUCUCCCCACAUGUUGCUGAUGAAAUUCCAACACGCAACGGUACCGGCGUCAUCCGGGGUGAUCAGCUCGGCGCACGGACGUGCUAUGCCACGGCCCUUAAGUCGAUAG